AUGUUCAAACAAAACUCAGAUUUAAUUAUACAAAGUAAAUGUGAUGUAAAGAAAUCUUAUAAAUAUAGUGAAUGUGGGAAAACCUUCAGAGACUACACUACUCUCACUCAACAUCAAACAAGUCAUACUGGAGAACGACCCUUUAAAUGUAAUGAAUGUGAAAAGAGAUUUAACCAGAGUUCCCAUUUAACAAACCAUGAGAAAACUCAUACUGGAGAAAAGCCCUACAAAUGCAAUGAAUGUAGGAAGGGCUUCAGUUAUUGCUCAGUCCUUAUUCAACAUCAGAGAAUUCAUAGUGGGGAAAGACCUUACAAGUGUACUGAAUGUGGCAAGACAUUCAGUCGUAGUACAUAACUUACUCAGCAUCAAAGAAUUCAUACUAGUGAUAAACCAUAUAAAUGUUUUGAAUGUGGAAAGGGUUUUAGCCAGAGCACACAUCUUACUCUACAACAAAGAAUUCAUACUGGAGAGAAACCUUAUGAAUGCAACGAAUGUGGUAAAACCUUUAGUCAGAGUGCACAUCUUACUCAACAUCAAAGAAUUCAUAUAGGAGAAAAGCCCUAUGAAUGUAACGAAUGUGGGAAAGCCUUCAGUGAUCACUCAGCUCUUACCCUACAUCAUAUUGUCCAUACUGGAGAGAAACUUUUUGAAUGUAACGACUGUGGGAAAGCUUUCAGUUACUGUUCAGACCUCAUUCAACAUCAGAGAAUGCACACUGGAGAGAAACCAUACAAAUGCAAUGAAUGUGGGAAUGCCUUUAAUGAUUGUUCAGCCUUAUUCAGACAUCAAAGAACCCAUACUGGAGAGAAGCCAUAUGAAUGUAAGGAACGUGGGAAAGCCUUCAGCAGAAGUAUGUACCUUACUCAACAUCAGAGAAGUCAUAGAGGAAAGAAACCAUAUAAAUGUAAUGAAUGUGGGAAAACUUUUAUCCAGAGUUCAUUCCUUACACAACUGAGGGUUCAUACUGGAGAAAAACCUUACAAAUGUAAUGAAUGUGGGAAAGCUUUUAGUGACCGCCCAGGGCAUAUUCAGCAUCAGAGAACCCACACUGGAGAGAAGUGCUAUGAGUGUAACAAUUGUGGGAAAGCUUUCAGUUUCUGUUCAGCCCUUAUUCAGCACAAGAGAAUUCAUACUGGAGAGAAGCCCUUUAAAUGCAAUGACUGUGGAAAAGCCUUCAGUGAUUGGUCAGCACUUAUUCAAUAUCAGAGAACUCACACUGGAGAGAAACCUUAUAAAUGUAAUGUAUGUGGAAAAGCCUUCAGUCAGAGUACAAAACUCACAAAUCACCAGAAAACUCAUACCAUUGAAAAAUCUUAUAAAUGCAAUGAAUGUGGAAAAGUUGUUAGUUACUGUUCAGGCCUUAUUCAACAUCAGAUCAUUCAUACUGAAGUGAAACCUUAUGAAUGCAAUAAAUGUGGCAAAGCCUUCAGCCAGAAGACAGACCUUAAAAAUCAUCAGAAAACUCAUACUAAAGAAAAACUCUACAAAUGUAAUGAAUGUGGGAAAGCCUUUAGCCAGAACACAUAUCUUACAAAACACCAGAAAAUUCAUAGUGGAGAGAAGGCAAAUAUACAUACUGAGUGUAGGAAAACCUUUAGACAAAACUCUUCUUUUGUUCAACAUGAAAAGCUUCACACUGGAGAGAAAUCCUCUGAAUGCCUUGGGAACUUGGCUAGUAUGGAGACCUUCCCCAGGGAAACAGAAAGAAGAUCCUGAAAACUGUCAGCUUCAGGACUUCCCUGGUGGUGCAGUGGUUAAGAAUCCACCCGCCAAUGCAGGGGACACAGGUUCAAUCCCUGGUCCAGGAAGAUUCCAUAUGCCACGGAGCAGCUAGGCCUGUGUGCCACAACUACUGAGCCUGUGCUCUAGAGCCUGUGAGCCACAACUACUGAGCCCAUGUGCCACAACUACUGAAGACUUCACACCUAGAGCCU
Messenger RNA from Orcinus orca (killer whale), 1934 nucleotides. Its product is annotated as zinc finger protein OZF-like. The record is from RefSeq and is a predicted model, not a curated record. Lineage: Eukaryota; Metazoa; Chordata; Mammalia; Artiodactyla; Delphinidae.